AUGGAUGUGGGCGAUACGCUAGGAAGUCGAACCACAAACAUCCUGCAUCCGCAAGUGGUUCAUGCCUAUGGCGAUUGCAAGCAAACUUCACUGACUCAUAGCAAACGUGCCAGAUCAGUUCCUGGACCCUUGGCGUGGCCAGGGGCCGGCGUCAUCGUCUGUAAGGCGGGAGAACAUUGCUGUGCUGCGCCGGUCUUCGCCUCUUUGCAACUCGCGCCUCGAAAACUCGAAACAGCACCACCGUUCGCCACGGUGAAUAGCAACGAUGAAAACCUUCUGCGGCGCACAGGCAUACUGCAGCGCGGAAACACCGCGCCUUUGGCAAAAAACGCCCGAACAACCUCGCAAACGGUCGUUCAGCUUCCGGCGACGUGUUUCAACGUCAUUGAUACUUUUGUACAGAAAAUGUGGUUCAUUGCGGCUGCAAGUCACAUUGUCAACGUGCAACGAAACCAGUACGACUACCGUCGAAAAGUCGAUCAAGUCACUGUAUCGCGUCGCGUAACUCUAACGGACACCGUCCCUCGUUUCGUCGUACAGUACGAUUACCUCUUUAUUAUAUUUUGUGCCUUCUGCGCUCAGGUUCGCAUGCUGGUUCGCGUUGGUGGAGCAUGGAUCAAAAUCGUCGAUUCUGGUGCAGGUUUUCAGCUGCUGUCGAUCGCCCCUAUCCGUCAGCUAUGUCAGACUGAAGAACUACAGCAGCGUUCGUGA
Messenger RNA from Soboliphyme baturini, 711 nucleotides. Lineage: Eukaryota; Metazoa; Nematoda; Enoplea; Dioctophymatida; Soboliphymatidae. The record is from the annotation of a GenBank genome assembly.